Molecule: messenger RNA, 1424 nt
Organism: Dermatophagoides farinae (American house dust mite)
Lineage: Eukaryota; Metazoa; Arthropoda; Arachnida; Sarcoptiformes; Pyroglyphidae
Source: RefSeq, a predicted model, not a curated record
UUGAUUCGAAUUUUAAAAAUUAAAUUCUUCAUCAUCAAAUUAUUACACAGAACAGUGAUAAGUUGAGAUUCAGGAUAUUUAAACAAAAAAUAAGAUAAUCUGAUGGAUGAAAAAGUUCUUCCUGAAUAAUAAAAAAAAUUCUUCUUUAUUCCAAGUUUUUUUCAGCAGCAGACAAAUGGUCAUGACUGAUAAUCCAUAAGCCGGCCAUUUUGGUCUCGACAAUAAAAAAUACCGGAAACAAAGAUUAAUAGAUGGCGAAACACAAAAAAAUGAAAAGCUAAAAUGAAAGAAAAAGACAAUUAAAGCUUAAUCCAAUUCGAGGAAGAGAACACCUUUAUCAUCAACGCCUACGACGACAACAACAACAACAAUUACUGUUGUUGUUGAUUCUUCGUUGAAACCGAAACCGUUGGAUUCGUCGGAUAUAAAAAGCUGACAGUUUUUCAACUGAACAUUCCUGCACAGCUGCAAUUACCGAAUGAAAGUGAUUGUCAUAUUUUGCACCAUGUUUCGAAUAAUCAUCUUAUUUUGUUCAUUGAUUUCCAUCAUCAUUCCCUUGGUAUCGGCUGCCGAUUAUGGAACCAAAACUUACACAAAAGAUUAUUCAUUACCAAAAAAUGGUCAAACAUCAUCAACAUCGGUGAUCAACAUAUCACCAUUAUCCGGCCAACAGCAACAACAAUCACAACCAAGCAACAUUGGUGGACAAACGACAAAUUAUUAUCAACAACAAUCACAGCCAUUACAACCAAUACAACCAAUAUCACCAAGUUCGCUUCUGGCUGGUCCAUUAUAUAAAAUGCCUGCCACCACCUCAACAUCAAUAUCAACAUCAACAUCGUCAGAAUCAAAUGUAAUACAAGCAGCCGUACAAAGUAAACACGAAAUACAAUUUCGUGAUUAUCCAACAACUGGUAAUAUUGUGCCGACCAUUGUGGAGGUUGGUGCCAUUUCCGUGCCACUACACAUUCUAUUUAAAUCGGCAUCAAGUAGUUUGAAAAUUCAUCAGGCACAUGAAGGAUCCGAAGGUUCCAUACAAGAGACCGAAAGUGAAGAUGAACCUCAUCGCUUGGUGCAUAGACUUAAAAAGCCUAUAUACCAAGAGGUCCACGAAUUAAUCACGCCCUUCCGAAAGAUUUAUCAGCAGGUGCAACCUGUGCAGGAAGAAAUCAUCACUGUCAUCGCCAGAGGAAAUGAACAGGAAAAUUCAAUCGAAACCGGAAAUGAAUCGCUGGAAAAAAUGUAUGAAAAAACUAAACAACCGAUUGGUGUGACGACUAAACAAAGUUCAUCAUAUGGAACAAGUAUCAGCCCUAAUAAUAGUAAUAUCGGUGAUACUGGAACAGGUGUGUCAAUAUCGAAACCACCACUCAAAGGUGGUUAUUGAUCGCAAUCAAUCGAUUCAAAUUCAUUAUUCAAUGAAU